Molecule: messenger RNA, 939 nt
Organism: Nerophis lumbriciformis (worm pipefish)
Lineage: Eukaryota; Metazoa; Chordata; Actinopteri; Syngnathiformes; Syngnathidae
Source: RefSeq, a predicted model, not a curated record
AUGGACGAGGAAGAUGUGUCGUCGGAUGUGGAAAACGGGGAAGAAAACCAAGACGAGGACGAAGAAGCAAUAGCGAUUCGACCCUUGGAUCAAGAUAUCAUAAUCCCAGGUCUUUCUUUGCUGUGUCGAACAGGAAAUGGAUUAAGACACGCAUUCAUUAAAGUCGUUUUAAAGGACAAACGACUAAGUGACAUGGCCGCGAUCAGCAGUUACGUUCACCUUCGCUUCAUGGACGUGUCCAACAACCGUAUUUCUGACCUUUCACCUCUGUCAUCCCUCACUCAGCUUCUUUGGCUUAAGAUUGACAAGAAUUAUGUAACAUGCUUCCAAGGGCAAACCUUUUCUCAGCUGGUCUACCUGCAGUGGCUGAGUAUGGCAGCAAACCGGCUCACAGAAGUGGAAGGUCUUGUUGGACUAGCUUUGGAAAGUCUAAAUCUUUCAGGGAACCGUAUCGAGAGAUUAAAUGGUCUCGAGAGUUGUCUUUUUUCUAAACUGGGGACUUUGGAGCUCAGAGGGAACCGCUUGACUUCAACCAAUGGAAUCAACCUUCCUAAUCUAGAACGAUUAUAUCUGGCCCAGAAUGCAAUUACAAGUCUAGAGGGCUUGGAGAAAUUAGAGAGACUCACUACUCUCCAUCUACGUGACAACAAACUUGGUACUCUUGAAGGACUUAAUGCCAACAUGAAGUGUCUUCAGUAUCUUAAUGUCAGAAGCAACGACUUCUUGGAUGAGACAUGCCUGCGGGCCCUUGAACUCGUGUCAAAGACUCUGCGAGUGCUUAUCCUCUCGGAGAAUCCAUUGGACGGAACCACAGACUACCGGCCAUAUGUCCUGACUCUCAUUCCUAAACUGGAGCGUCUUGAUAAAGAGCCUGUCUCCCUGGAGGAGCGGGCUGAGGUGUGGAAGACAAUUCAGGAACUUAAAGAGGAAACAGGCUAA